AUGCAUCGUCUUUUUGCUGAGCUGGAGCCAUCUUUAACCGUCACAGAGCAAAACCUGCCAGACCGAGUUCGGUAUAUCUUGCGCUCAAAUAUAUUUGAUGUCGCCGAACUCGAACGGCUACGACGUGAGGCUGUUCCCUCGUCGGACGAGAAUGCUACGGCUGAGGAUGCGGCACCACAAAUGGUAGAGCAACCCGCAAACGUGAAUACCCCAGUUGUGGUUGAUUCAAACGAUGAUGGAACAGUCGCCCAGGAACUGGAAUUAGAGCAUAUGAGGAGUACAUUGGAAGAGGCGAUUGUGGAAACGCGCAGUACGCCUCUCGAAAAUCGACCGCGACUUCCCCGCAUAGCCCUAAGCAAGCGGAAUCGGGCUGUUGUGAGGGCUCUGAACCCAAUGCUGGUGACCUAUUUGGAAGCCAGCCGGGACCUUUGCGAGACGGACUCAAUUCUUUUUGGCGCCGCGCUGGCAGUCUGCCGUAUCAUAGGUGCCAAGGUUUCCACGGCUGGACGUGCUACUGGUCAUAGUAGCGCUAUCCCAGCAUGGAGAAGAAGAAUUAAGGAACGUAUCGCAAAGGCUAGAGCUCUCAUCGGCAGACUGAUAUGCUUCAGGUCAGGCAAAAACAGGCCAAGAAUUGUGCGCACCGUCAGGAUGGCGUUUGCUGGGACAAAUGUCAGUUUGUCCCAGCCGGAUAUAACGCAAAAACUGACGGAGCGCAUAGAUGAUCUGAAGCAGAGAAUCGCUGCUUGGGGAAAGCGGAUUCGGCGAUAUACCGAGAGGUCGACACGGUUCAACCAGAAUCGUCUCUUCCAGAGUGAUCAGAAGAGGCUCUAUGAAUCAUUGGAGCGACCAAUGGUAAGUGGAACGGGUCCAGCACUGAAUCAGGCCGACACUGUAGCAUUCUGGCGCGGCCUGUGGUCAGAACCCGUAAACCACAGCGAGGGUCCUUGGACGGAAGUUGUGGCGAGUCAGUGUGCGGGUAUUACGCCCAUGGAUCCCGUCAUCAUAACGCCGGAUGACGUAGCUGAGGCGGUCCGUAGGGCCCCGAACUGGAAAAGUCCGGGGCUUGACGGGCUGCAUCACUACUGGCUGAAGGGGUUCAUGGUGUGUCACUCUGUGCUCGACCGACAGUUUCAAGAGGCUCUCAACCAGAAGUCGCUCCCAAGCCUCUUCACUACUGGGAUCACUCAUUUGGUUCCUAAAGACCAGGGAUUUGCUGCAUUCUUAUAA
Messenger RNA from Parnassius apollo (apollo), 1227 nucleotides. Lineage: Eukaryota; Metazoa; Arthropoda; Insecta; Lepidoptera; Papilionidae. The record is from the annotation of a GenBank genome assembly.